AUGUGUAGAGCUCUUGCUUGGGUGCUUGCACCACCUCCUUCCAUUCUUGGGUUGUUACCACCUCCUUCCUUGCUUAGGAUGUUGGUUUCUUUGGCUUUGGGAAGUGUUUUCCUAGGUUUGUUCUUGGAUUGGCUGUUGUUUCCCUCUAGGUGCUUUAGUGGUUUCAUUUUUUUCUUUCACUCAUCAUUAGUCAUGGUGGCGAUCUCUCAGUCUUCAUGGAAGCAACGGCAGGGGUACUUUGGCGUUUGGUGGUGUUUCUACUAUUGGUUGGCUCUGGCUUUAUGCAAGUUUUAUACUCUAACUUUAUGUUAG
Prunus armeniaca (apricot) is the source of this 312-nucleotide messenger RNA. Lineage: Eukaryota; Viridiplantae; Streptophyta; Magnoliopsida; Rosales; Rosaceae. The record is from the annotation of a GenBank genome assembly.